AUGGUCCCCUCCUUCGCCCCCUUCACCAACAUCAUCAAACUCUCCGUGGACAUUGGUCGAUCCGUUAUUUCAGGAUAUGACGCAUUCCCAGAGAUGGUACUUGAAUUAUUAUCAUGGCUAGGCCCCAACUCAUAUGAAAGAGAAGAGGCACCAAAGAAAUUGCUCAUGGAUGCUCUCGUUGCCAAACAAAAAGGACUGCAAAUGAUGCCCGAUGCUUUACGGAAUAUUGAAACCAUUGGAGCCGAUGUAAUUCUCGCUACUGUUUUGUUUCUCAUCAACUCAGAGCUCAUCGAGUCUGGUUGGCAAGGUUGGAGGCCUCAUCUCGAGGGCGCGAAGAAGCUUUUGAAUAUGAUAGAACCAUAUACUGGCUCUGACACCACUCUGAGAGACUAUAUUGUUGCGGACUGUUAUGUCUAUUGCACAUUGAGCUUGUCUUUCAACCCAUCACAACCAGGCACCCAGGCAGCAUCAUUUGCACCAAAUCAAGUCAAAGAAACACUAUCGCGAACCAACAACUCUUUCUUCUGCUGCCCACCUGAAGUUCUCGACAUCCUCCGCGAGACAGCACAACUUUUACAUGCCGAAGCUCAAGGGAACGUCUCCAGUAAUGAAGCGCUUAUCGAAUUCACCAACCUACUAGACCGCGUACAACGUCUCGACGUCCUCAAAUGGGCAAAGGACAGAAUGCCAGAUGCCAGCAAAGCCGCCCUAUGGAGCAGUGCCCGAACUGGCUCCGCGCACAGACUGGCAACAUGUCUCUACAUAAUCCAGGCAGCUCCCGCACUACGAGCCAGGAUGCCAGACCAAGUUCCCAAAACACUCAUCCAGGAUCUUUACGAGACGCUCCUACCACAGCCUGACGAAGACCCAAACUUCAAAGCCACGGGAUGGCCCACCUUUAUUUAUGGAACAACGGCAACGACUCCGGAGAGCCGGGCGUGGGUUAUGGAUCGAUUGAAGGCGGUAGCGCAAAUCAACCCAUGGGGAUUUCUAUACUCUGCGAUUGAUACGUUGCAGAUUUUGUGGAAGCAUGAGAAUGGCGAUGACGGAUGUAUGAACUGGUUGCAGAAACUCAAGGAUUUGAACGUGGACUUUUUGAUGGUUUAG
This is a messenger RNA of Fusarium tjaetaba, 1107 nucleotides long. Its product is annotated as acriflavine sensitivity control ACR-2. NCBI's taxonomy places the organism in Eukaryota, Fungi, Ascomycota, Sordariomycetes, Hypocreales, Nectriaceae. The record is from RefSeq and is a predicted model, not a curated record. The coding region runs from base 1 to 1107 and encodes 368 amino acids. Gene Ontology annotation, molecular function: transcription cis-regulatory region binding; DNA-binding transcription factor activity. The transcript has 3 exons. Gene Ontology annotation, biological process: positive regulation of transcription by RNA polymerase II. Gene Ontology annotation, cellular component: nucleus.